AUGCAAGCACACUCAGCAUUUCAAGAGCUAGUUAAUACAUGUUUUACAGAUUUGAAUCAAUCACUUGAAGUAAAGAUUCCCCUUAUAGAUUUAAAGAAAUCCUACCUUUAAAUUGAUGUUGCCAUUACCUCUCUAGAAGAAAUGCAUCAAUUUUAGCCAACACAAUAUUUUCAGUAACAAGUCCAUCAAUAAUUGUCAACACAUAAAUUUUUCUCGCUGAAGUUGGAAGACCCCAUCAAUCUUGAAGUGAAUAGAUUUCAACUUUUGAAAACAGAAGUGUAACAUGUAAAAAAAGAAGAAGAUGAAGUAACCUAUGUAAGGAACGAUGAUUUGUAUGAUGUAUUGACUUAGGCAAAGUAUAUUGAUUAAUCAUUCCUCAAAGGGAUAUUAGAAACGCCCAGGAAAGGUAUAAUAACAGAUUACUUCGAUUAUCUUUCAAAUUUGAUGAAUAAAAAUCAAUCCAACUUUACAUAUAUUGUUGAUGUUAUAAAAAAUAUAGGUGAAAUAGACUUUAAUAAAAAAAAUUACUCUUCAGAUGAGAAUGAAUAACUUAGAAAGGAUUUUAUAUAAAGAAUCCAUUGGGACAUGCAGAUAAUUGAAAUUUUGAAAUUCCUUGUUCGUCUGACAGCCAUUGAUGAAAGAUUCAUCUAAUGUGGAUCCAAUUCACUCAAUAUAUUGGUAGAGAUGAAGGUUGAUUUACGAGAACAGAGCUUUGAGAAUAUCAAGAUUCGAGAUACUUCUUUAAUUGGAGCAAAUAUGGUAAGGUGCAAUUUGAAUGGAUCUAGAUUUGAGAAUGUAGAUAUUAGUGGAAUCAACUUAAAUGGUGCUUAAUUAUUUAAUUGUAAAUGGAAGAAUAUAAAAAUACAUGAGUUAAAUCAAUUAGAAGGUCAUACAGCAUGUGUAAAUUCAGUCUGUUUUUCUCCUGAUGGUGCAAUGUUAGCGUCUUGUGGUUAUGAUAAGUCUAUUCGCUUAUGGGAUAUUAAGACAGGAAAAUAGAAGGUCAAAUUAGAUGUUUGUACCCAUUAUGUCAUGUCAGUUUGUUUCUCUCCUGAUGGCUCAACGCUAGCGUCUGGUGGUUAUGAUAAAUCUAUCCGUAUAUGGGAUGCCAUAACAGGAAGGUAAUAUUUGAAACUUGAUGGUCAUACUAGAGAAGUUAUGUCUGUAUGCUUCUCUCCUGAUGGUACUUCUUUUGCAUCUGGCAGUCAUGAUAGCACUAUACGUUUCUGGGAUUUUAAAGCAGGAUAAUCAAAAGCCAUAAUAAAUACUCAUACUAGAGGAAUUCUAUCAAUUUGUUUUUCUCUUGAUGGAAGUACAAUAGCAUCUUGUGGUUAUAAUAAUUCUAUCCAUUUAUGGGAUGUAAAAACAGGAGAAUAAAAAGCCAAAUUAGAUGGUCAUACCGAUAAUGUACAUUCAGUUUGUUUCUCUCCAGAUGGAACUACAUUAGCAUCUGGUAGUUCAGAUAAGUCUAUCCGUUUAUGGGAUGUUAAGACAGGAUAAUAAAAAGACAAAUUCGAUAGGCAUACUUGUUAUGUUCUAUCAGUGUGUUUCUCUUCUGAUGGAAAUACAUUAGCAUCUGGUAGUUAUGAUAAAUCCAUCCGAUUAUGGGAUGUUACAACAGGACAAGAGAAAGCUAAAUUCGAUGGUCAUGCUGGUUCUGUAUAUUCAGUUUGUUUCUCUUCAGAUGGUAAUACAUUAGCAUCUGGAAGUGAAGAUCACUCUAUCUGUUUAUGGGAUGUUAAGACAGGAUAAUCGAAAGUCAACUUCGAUGGUCAUACUAAUAAUGUAUAUUCAGUUUGUUUUUCUCCUGAUGGCACUACAUUAGCAUCUGGUAGUGGUAAACCAUAUGGAAUUGAAGACAACUCUAUUCGUUUAUGGGAUGUUAAGACAGGAUUGUAAAAAGCAAAAUUAGAAGGUCAUUCAAGUUAAGUUUAUACAGUCUGUUUCUCUCCUGACGGUACUACAAUAGCAUCUGGUAGUUAUGAUAAAUCUAUCCGAUUAUGGGAUGUCAAGACAGGAUAAUACAAAGGCAAAUUAGAUGGUCAUUAAGGUUGCGUAAAAUCAGUAUGGUUCUCUCCUGAUGGCAUUACAUUAGCAUCUGGUAGUUAAGACUAUUCUAUUCGUUUAUGGGAUGUAAAAACAGGAGAACAAAAAGCAAAAUUUGAUGGUCAUACUAGUGAUGUUAAUUAGAUCUGUUUCUCUCCUGAUGGCAGUACAUUAGCAUCUGGUAGUUAAGACUAUUCAAUUCGUUUAUGGGAUGUAAAAACAGGAGAAUAAAAUGCCAAAUUAGAUUGUCAUUCAAGUUAUGUUUAUACAGUUUGUUUCUCUCCUGAUGGUACUACAUUAGCAUCUGGUAGUUAAAAUAGAUUAAUCUGUUUAUGGGAUGUUAAGACAGGAUAAUAAAAAGCCAAAUUUGAUGGUCAUAGUAAUUGUGUUCAUUCAGUGUGUUUCUCUCCUGACGGUAAUAAAUUAGCAUCUAGUAGUGGUUAACCAUUUGGUAAUGAAGAUAACUCUAUUCGCUUAUGGGAUGUUAAGACAGGAUAACAAUAAGCCAUAUUAAAUGGUCAUUCAAGUUAUGUUUAUACAGUCUGUUUCUCUCCUGAUGGUACUACAUUAGCAUCUGGUAGUGGAGAUAGCUCUAUCCGCUUAUGGGAUGUUAAGACUGGAAUAUAAAAAGCCAAAUUAAAUAUUCAUAUUAGUCACUUAGAAUAAGUUUGUUACUUCCUUGAAGGUAAUACAUUAGCAUCUGGCCACGAGCAUAAGUCUAUCUGGUUAUGGGAUGUUAAGACAGGAUACUAAAUUCAACCUUCAGAUAAUCGAUAUAAAGUUCUUCUAACAUAAUUUCCACCCCUUAUCUUUGAAAACAACAUUCUUUCAGACAAAGGUAAACAAUUUUUCACUAAUUUUAGCCACAUCUUACUUUACUAUCCUUUUAAUUUCGCAGUAGCUAAAAUUUUAAUCUUAAGGUGCUCUAAUCUUAAAAGGAGAAUUUGUUAAUCAAUCAGGCAUAGACUUGAGGACAUUAUUUUAAUAAAGAGGAAGCUGCAUUUUAGAAAACUAUUUUGGAUUACAACAACAAUAAAAUUGA
This is a messenger RNA of Paramecium octaurelia, 3085 nucleotides long. NCBI's taxonomy places the organism in Eukaryota, Ciliophora, Oligohymenophorea, Peniculida, Parameciidae. The record is from the annotation of a GenBank genome assembly.